AUGGAAAAUCUCUUUUCUCUUGCUUAUCAUCAUAAACACGAUUCAAUUGUUUUAUCAACAUUUGCUUGUGAAGUCAAUAAUAAUCCUGUUGAUCAUAUUGUUCAACUCUUUAGUUCAGUCAUUGAACAAUAUGCUGGUUUCUUCAAAUCAAUCACUUUUGCCAUUCCUCAUUCUCAAACACUCUUUGAAACAUUUGAAAAACUUGAUGGAACAGUCAAUGCAACGAAACUCAUUCGAAAAUCAAAUACAAACUUUGGUCCAUAUCGAAUUAUAUCCGAAGAUGUUCGAGUAAAUGAUCUUAAUAUUUGUGAUUUGCCACCCUGUCAAUUCGGUGGUCGAUGUCAUGAACGAAACAAUCAAGUACAUACAGAACAUUUUUCACAUCCACCUUUAUGUCCCAAAGCGUGUCUUAAUGGUAAAUGUGAUGAAACAAAAGAUCUCGUUCAUUUAUAUUCAUUUAUUCAUCGAAUUCGAUGUCAAUAUGGUGGUGAAUGUCGACAAAUUGAUGAUGAAAAACAUUGUCAAAGUUAUGAUCAUCCAUCAUAUUGUUCGAAAGAAAGUUCUUGUGAGAAUAUGGAAGCAAUUCAUUUACGAGAAUAUCGUCAUUUACCACUUUGUCAAUAUUCUCAUAAUUGUAUGGAACUAAGAAAGAAAAAUGUACAUCAUAUGAAAUCUUUUCGUCAUUGUCCUCUUAUUUGUCCACGAAAGAAUAAUUGUGCUGAUUUUCAUGAUCGAAAACAUCUGUCUGAACUCCAACAUCCAUUUUCUCGUCCAUGUCCAUUUACACCAUAUAACUGUCGACUUCAUAAUGAACUUAUUCAAGCGUCUGAAAGUAACAAACCUUCACAAAUUGCUCAAACUCAUUGUCUUGAUUAUUCACAUGUUUGUCGAUUUGGUCGUCAUUGUCGUGAUCAGACUCCGUUACAUUUACAAAACUCAAUUCAUGUUGCUCGUGUGUUGUGUUCUGAUGGCGACGAAUGUACGAAGUUGAAUGAAGAAGAACAUCUGAAUUUAUUCACACAUCAGAAUAUUCUCGACAUUCGACUUGUUUGUCGACAUUCAAAUCAAUGUCAUGAUCGUCAUAAACUUGAACAUGUGAAGAAAUUUCGUCAUCAACUGACUUCGGAUGAGAAUGGUGUUGUUCAAUAUGUUGGUUUGAAUAAAACCAUCGAUUUUGUUCGAAAUCAUGCAGAAGCAGUGGAACGUGUGAAUGAAUAUGUUGAAAGUGAAGGUUGGGAAACGUUGCCAUUAGGAACGAUUCCUGAUGAUAUUCUCAGCUACAUUCGUCAUGUUCAACCUGUUCAUCGAUGUAAUCCAGUGAUAUUUGAAUCGAUCAUUCUUCAUGGUCAUGUCAUGAGUCGAUCAUAUAUGGAAAAAUUGAGGAUUCCAAAGUUUGUUGCUAAUUCUGUUUUACAACAUAGUCGAGUGCGACGAAUACCAAACUUAAGUACGGCAGAAGACAAAGCACGUGCGUAUGUUAUCGCAUUGGUGAAAGAUGAAUUUGAAAAGAAUGGAUUUCCACCGAAAGACACAACGACACCAGCAGCAGCUUCUAUUGCAACAGCGUUCCCAACUGUAACAACUUUGGCAAGUGAAAUAACGAUGAGUGAAAAUCGUGUUUCAGCAUUACUCGGAAAGAAUGACACAGAUGUGUUGAAACGAGUUGCCAUUGAAAUAGCUCAAGCGUCGAUCAAACUACAUGCAAAUCCACUUGGAAUUGGUUAUGAAGUAGAUAUGAAGUUAGGAACUGAUCGAACUAUUUUCAGUGUUCUCGGACCACAUCUGGGACAUUACUAUGGAGAUAUAGUUAUUGUGUUUAAACGGGAGAUUUUACAUCAUCCAGAUGCGGAAUUCACCAUCCAAGCAGGAACUUCAUUUCAUAGUGCAAAAGCUUUUAACUGGCGUCCAUGGUUGGGUGAUGUUUUAACAGAUGUGAACGAAAGAAUAAAACUAUUUCAUGCAUCGAAACUACAUGCAUCUGUUCCUGGUUAUGAUUAUGCUGCAGCUUUAGAAUUAAUGGCUAUUACCAGUUCAAUCUUAGACAAGAAAUCUAUGAACAUUAGUCUCCAAGAUAUUCUCACUCGAUGGAUUCAAGUUGACUCUCAUCAAACAGUCGAAGCUCAUUUACCUCAACUCAUACCAUUAGAUUAUAUUGAUCAUAUCUAUUUACCACAAAACAUCUAUGAUAUGCUCAAUGAAGCAACACAAAAAUCCAUGAAAGCAGUUUUUCGAAAUCGUGUAACGAUCACUUCACAUGAAGGAACAGAUAAACCUGGUUUUGGAUUUGGUCCAGUACCUGCAGAACCAGCACGAGUUGAAUAUCAGAAGUAUCUUACUCAAGAACUAAGCAGUAAAUUCAGGAAACAUAUCGACACUCCACUACCAAGAUCUAUUCAAGGAACAAUCAUUACAAUACCAUCGACACACUUCGAUCAACAUUAUGUUUUACCUUUGACAAUUUCUCAAGCUUAUCAACAAUAUUGUUCUGAUCAUUCACCACUAAGUGACAUAACAAUAUUCAUCUAUUGGCAAGCAAUGAGAGGAGAUAUGAUGUUAACAUUAGCGAAUGAACAGAUCAAUCUACAAACAACACAAACAAAUCUGAGUUGUUUAGUUUGUUAUGUUGCUGAAAUACCUGAAGUGGAAACCAACAAUUAUCAUGAACAUCAUUCAUAUCUGAAUAAUGACAAACCAUUUUCACAUGAUCUUCUCGCGAAAAAUCAUAAAUAUGCAGCUGGUUCAGAUAAUUUCUAUGUUGGAUGUAACACUGGUGAUUUUCUCACGUUUUGUCUUCAACUUCAUCUUUCAACAGGAAAAGUGACAUUGUCACAUGCAGGUGCCAAUUCGAUCUAUAAUCAUGACAAAAUUGUUCAUACAUUCAACAAAUCACAUCUGGAUCUAAGUGCUUUGGAAUAUGUUCAUGUGAGUGCUGGUGCACAUACAGUGCCAAUUCGAAAUGUAAUGAUUUGUUUUGAAAAACAACAUGAACUACAUCCAACAUAUGAUAUGGAAUUCAGUUCAAGUUCAGAAUUAGUUGAUGGUAGUCUUUCUUCAAUAUCAUCUCUCAGUUCUCUGAUUCCAUGUGGAGACAAUGUGAAUUGUCUUCUUCAAUUGUCACUUAGUGAAAAGGAGCACAAUUCGAAGUUUUCUCAUCCAUGUCGAUUUUCUGAACUGUGUCGAAAUCGUGAACCAAACUUAACACACGAACCGCAUCGAGUACCAACGUGUCAAUAUGAUGAAAAGUGUAAAGAUCUCGCUGACCCGUUCCAUCGAGCGAGCUAUCGUCAUACAGGUUAUCCUGAUUAUCUUUUACCUUGCCGUCAUCAACAGAAAUGUGAAGAUACAUCAGAUAAGCAUCGAAUAAAGUAUUCUCAUGGAGAACAAGUUUUUGUAACCAAAGAAGCAUCAGUGUCGCACGAAUCCAGUGAUAGUUGUGAUGAUGAAGAUCUAAUUCCUUGCAAAUGGGGCACUAAAUGUCGAGAUAUCGGAGAUGAGCGGCAUUGUUCAAAAUAUUCUCAUCCUGCUGUACACAAACAUGCUGAUCACCAAAUUCCUUGCAAAUGGGGCAGUAACUGUCGAGACAUGAACGAUGUACAACAUUGUAAAAAAUACUCCCAUCCUGAUCCAGCGUCAUCCGACGAAGAUAGUGUAGCAUCAACGAUUGACACUGACACUGAUUGA
Messenger RNA from Adineta ricciae, 3681 nucleotides. NCBI's taxonomy places the organism in Eukaryota, Metazoa, Rotifera, Eurotatoria, Adinetida, Adinetidae. The record is from the annotation of a GenBank genome assembly.